Messenger RNA from Trachemys scripta elegans, 4816 nucleotides. RefSeq names its product FAD dependent oxidoreductase domain containing 1 (gene FOXRED1). Gene Ontology annotation, cellular component: cytoplasm. Gene Ontology annotation, molecular function: oxidoreductase activity. NCBI's taxonomy places the organism in Eukaryota, Metazoa, Chordata, Testudines, Emydidae. The coding region runs from base 50 to 1558 and encodes 502 amino acids. The transcript has 11 exons. The record is from RefSeq and is a predicted model, not a curated record.
GUCCGCGGCUGGCUCCGGGCCGCGUGGGGGGCUGCUCUGUCUAGCCGACAUGGUCCGGGCUGGCCGCUUGUGCCGGGGCUUGGGGCUCCUGCGACCCCGCCCCUUGCCGGACCCCGCCGGGGGCUCCGCGCCGCCGUCCCGACAGCUCCGCACCGGCCACCCCCAGCGCCGGGACCUCUUCAGCGACCUGGAGAAGGAAGUAGUGAAGUUCCGGAAGAAGUUAAGAGCGAGCCUCCCGGGCAGUGAUUGGGACCCCUUUGGUACCACAAAGGGUCUCCCUCCUGAGCGCGCAGAUGUGGUCAUCGUGGGGGGAGGGGUGAUGGGCUGGUCCGUCGCCUACUGGCUGAAGGCGCUAAAGCCCCAGAGAGAUGCACUCCGAGUGGUGGUGAUUGAGAAGGACCCUACGUACUCGCAAGCCUCCACGGUGCUCUCUGCAGGAGGGAUUCGGCAGCAGUUCUCCUUGCCAGAAAACAUCCAGAUGUCCAUCUACUCAGCCUUCUUCCUGCGCACCAUCAACGAGCAUUUGGGGGUUGUGAACGAGCCGCCCAUAGAUAUUCAGUUUAACCACUCGGGGUACCUCUUCCUGGCCUCGGAAGACGGAGCUGCGGACUUGGAGGAGAACGUGCGCAUUCAGAGGAACGAAGGAGCUGAGGUCUCCCUUCUGUCACCAGCACAACUGAAGAAGAAGUAUCCCUGGAUAAAUACCGAUGGUGUGGCUGUGGCAUCCUAUGGCCUAGAAAAUGAGGGUUGGUUUGAUCCUUGGUCCCUCCUCAAUGCCUUCAGGAGAAAAGCAAUGUCCAUGGGCGUCAGUCAAUGCUUCGGAGAAGUGAUUUCCUUUACCACCUCUUCCCGAGAAAUAAUGACGCCUAAGGGGGAGCUGACCUUCUCCCGCAUUAAUUAUGUCCGCGUCCAAAUGCCCAACAGUUUGGAGUACCAGCCAGUGGAGUGCUCCCUGGUGGUCAAUGCAGCUGGGCCCUGGUCACAGAAGCUGGCCGAGAUGGCCGGCAUUGGGAUCGGACCACCCAACACCCAAGAAGGGAUCAAGCUACCAGUGGAGCCCAGGAAAAGGUAUAUCUUUGUGUGGCACUGUCCCGAUGGGCCCGGCCUGGACUGUCCCAUGCUGGUUGACACCACGGGGGCUUAUUUCCGCCGGGAAGGCAUUGGAGGCAACUACUUGGGAAGUCUCAGCCCAGCAGAGGAGGAAGAGCCAGACAUCCAAGACCUGGAAGUCGAUCACAAUUUCUUCCAGGAGAAGAUCUGGCCCUGUCUGGCCCAUCGGGUGCCAGUGUUCGAGUCCCUGAAGGUGAAGAGUGCCUGGGCUGGCUACUACGACUACAACACAUUUGACCAGAACGCCGUGCUGGGCCCGCACCCGCUGGUGGAGAACAUGCUCUUCAUCACGGGGUUCAGCGGGCACGGGUUGCAGCAGUCGCCAGCGGCGGGCAAGGCUGUGGCCGAGCUCAUUCUGGACAACAAGUUCAGCACCAUCCACCUGGAGAAGUUGUCUUUCAACAGGUUCGUCUCUGGGGAGCAGGUCCUCGAGAGGAACAUUGUCUGAGAGCUUGGAACUAACCACCCAGCAGGUGGGUCCCAGCUCCUCUCCUCCCCAGAUCCGUAACACUCUGUCCGCUCCCAUGAGCAUCUCGGAGCUCUGCAGCCUGACCGCCAGCUUGUUAGUUCAGGAUCCUGAUGGGGAAACUGAGGCACUGAGAGAAAUGACUAGCCAUGGGCCAUGCCGUCUGUUGGUGUCUGAGCUGGGAAUAGAAUCCAGGCCCCUGCUCUACUCACUGGGCAACGCUGCCUGUUGGUUUUGACUCCUGAAUCCCUCUCUCCCCCCGUCCCAGCUGUUGACCCAAUCACACCAUUAGCUGCCCCUGCUCGGUGAUGGAGGUUGCAGCACAGGGCUGGCAGCAGCCUGUACUCAGACACAUCUAUGUGCCCUUUCUACCUGCCUGGUGUCCCGGACAUCUCUCAAGGUCUCUGGUGCUGGCUCAUCCGCCCCAGGAAUUGACAGCUUCUGUGUAUCCCACAAACCAUAUACAGAUCUCAGAUAAUUGCUGUGUCCAGCUACUGCUAAUAUGGGCCAGAUUCAGCCUACUGAUGUGAGGUGAAAGGCCCCAUAUCCCACUUCACCCCUCACAGCCAUUUGCUCCCUGGUCCCGUAGCAGAAACAGGCUAUCUCUCCAUCAGAGCCUGUGAUACAUCCGUCUGUCCCGUGUCUAACCUCUCCAAGCUCCAAAAGACACCAGCUCUUUUCUAGGCUGUGCUCAUCCUGGGAACAGGAAUUAACCGAUUGGUUCCACAGCCUAUUGUCUUCCAACUCCUGCAUGUAGGGUGAAGUCCUUAACAGCUGGGAGACUAAGAACAUCCAUGUUAGAGGCUGUUCAGAUGGACCCAUGGAUCUUAGAGUGCUUUAUCUUAAUCCCACCCUCCUGUUUCUUCAAGGCCUCAUUUUUCGGGUCAAAUGCCAAUUUGGCUAAUCAUUCUGCCUACCUCCAUAGCCCUUCCAGUGUCCCUUGUCUUCACUUCCCAUCCCAAACUGUUGUAUGCUGGUAUAUAGAUGUCACGUUCCACCCCAGAGGGGCUGCAUUCCAGCAUUAUUUAAAAUGGUCCCUGUGUGUAGAAUUUUAAUCCCUUCCCCCCCCGCCCCCCAAUGGGGUUGCAAAAUGCUUUAGUACCCUUUGGACUGAAGGCACUAUAGGCAUGGAAGUUCAUUGGCAAUGCUGGUCUUGGAGGAGGUGGAAAACAAACAUCCUGCCACAGCAUGUGUUUUUACAGCCAGUGUCUUGUUAUGGUCUGUAGCAAUCCUCCCCUGAAUGCCCUCGGGAGCAGGCCACAGCAGUGCCUAGACACGCAGAGCAUUAAAUUCCCAAAAUGUUCUGAGAUCCUUGAUUGUGAGGUGCCAAGAGGAGCAAAAACUCAUGAAUCCCUCCAAGGAGCUGGAUGGCUAAUUGCAGAUUCUUCGUGUUGUACAUGGAGCACUGGCCAAGGCACGAGGAUAGUGCUGUUCCUCAGCCAGAGACUGAUUGGAUUACUCCUGGGGGAAUUCUGCACCACUGGGCAUGCACAGAAUUUGUGUCUCCCACAGAUUUCUUUGCUUCCCCGCAGAAAAAUGACUUUCUUUCAGGGAAGCCACAAGAGCAGUCAAAUGACCCUCCCCAGCAGUAUGUUUUGGGUGCCCAGGGCAGCCGGCAGAGAGGUAAAUCACUAUGGGGCAGCGGGUGGGACUAGGAAAGACCAGGCUGGUGGCUCGUACCCUGCGCUGGGCUCAGCUGCUAGGCUGGGGAGGAUGGGACUUCCUCUUCCCCUGCACAGCAUCUGGCGCUGUGUCAGAUCCUCCCCCAGCUGUAGGAAACUUCAAACUGUCCCCCCGCCCCCUACACUUCCUUAACCUAUCGCUCCUCAGCUGCAGGGGGAGGAUCGCUGUACAGGGAGCUGCUCCCCCAUCCGCUCAACCCCAUGCAUCCAGACCCCUUCAUACCCAGACCCUCUGGCCGAGCCUCACCCAGAACCCCCCUGAUAAGCCCCACUCCCCCUGUACCUGAACCGCCCCUGAUCCCCACCCUACUGAGACCCACAACCUGCACCUGGAUCUCCACCCCACUAAGCCCCACUCCCCCAGCAUCUGGACCACCCCACUGAGCUCCCCACACCCAGACCACCACCCCGCUGAGCCCCAAUCACUUUCACCUGGACCCCCCCCUACAGAGUCCUGUUACGGUUGCACCCAGAACCCCCCAACAAGCUCCUGUGCAUCCAGACCCGCUCCCUCCCCUGGCACCCAGAUCUCCACUGAGCUGCCCACACCCAGAGUGCCCCACACAAAACCCUCUCAACCCACACCUAGACCUCCCCCCCCCAACCUAAGCCCUUCCACACUUGGAUCCUGCCUGCCCACACCUGGCACGGAAGGGUAGGUCCCUGGAGUUUCUGAGGCAAGCCAGGGUUGGGUGCAGCCUCACCACUGAGUCCGUGUCCUGGGGGGAGCUGCACAGUGAUCUUCCACCUCUAUGCAGCCAGUGGCCCGUGCUCACCAAUGCCAUGCCGGAGCCACCACAUUUAUUUGACAAAUCAAAUUUGCCAAAUUUUGCAGAACUUUAAAAUACCGUGUGCAGAACUUUUAACUUUUUGGCACAGAAUUUUUCAUUUUUGGGGGCGCAGAAUGCCUGUAGGAGAAACCUGUUGAUGUUGCUAAAACCUCACUCACUUUCCUGAAGUGACUCCAUUUCAGAGGAACAGAAUUGAAGUCGGGGGUCUGCACAGCCCAGAGAAGGAAGAUCAACGCUAUUCCAGAGGCGACACAUCACAGAUGGGUGAAACACACACUGCUGGUCUCCCGUGACUGGCACAGCAUGGCCUGGAUGCUUGAGCUGUCUAACAGCUGAGCUGCUGCCAAACCCGGUCUCGUUUGAGAUGGGCGUUCCCUGGGAAGUGGCCAUUGCUGGCAGUGGUCACCCCUGCCUUGGGCUGGGAACCAGCAGGGCCAAGCUGCUGCUAUCUAGAACUCUAUCCCAGCUUUGAGCCCACCCUUUCUCUGCAGGGAGCUGGGCUAAGAGGAGUGUGAUGCCUGGGGGCCACAGUGGGUGAGUGGGGCAGGAGAAGGAGGAGUUUAGAAUGGGAAAUAGCUCCCAGCUGCUGUCCUAUCGCAAGAGUGCUGCGAUCCUCUAGGAGGGGAGUGGGGGCAGAUGACCCAGGAGGGCUGUGCCCCCCACCUACCUCACUGCAAGCCUGCGCUGCCUCUGUGCAGCUCCAACUGCACAUCAGAGAUUUGUGUCAGAUCCUCAUUUGUGAUUUGUACUGAAAUAAAGUGAUUAUG